CAAAAAACCGUAUUUCAAAUAAUCCCGCAAUAAUGUAAAUCUUCAGAAAUACUUAAUCAUUUCCUAACCUUGCCAUUGUACUUUGGCAUGAGUUAGGGAACAACAAACACAUAGUUACGACUUCCUACUACAAAAUGGCCGAUAUCGCAAAAGAGUAUUUAGAAAAUUCUUUAGACCGCUCAAUAAUUGAACAGCGUUCAUACAAUAACCCAAAUGAUUUGGACACCCGGCAAACAUUGCAGGAAUCAGAGAGCAUGGUCACAAACUCAUCUUCAUAUGUUUUGGCACGUGACGACAGUCACCUCAGUAGAGAGGUUGACCGGUGGAUCAGGGGGUCAGCAGACUCUAAUGUGAAUGGGCUUCAAAACCGCAGGCCGCCUGUCAUACAAAGGUCAACUCUCACAUCACGGAAUUCCAGGCUAAGUUCAAGCUUCUGGUACAUCGCUGCCUUGCUCCUCCCGUUAUUCAGCGCAAAUAAUUCCUAUUGGAGAUGCACGCCAAGUGCAAUAUUAAACACAGCAGAGUUACUCGUAGUGCAAGUUGGACGAGCUUGUAGCCGAGUGAGAUGCCACAUCCAAAGGUUAGCUCGCAACCAAGCCUCAAGGGAAAUCUUUGCGACGUUCAUGGACAUCAUUUUAGUGGUAUAUGCUGUUGGCUUUCUGAUCCUAUCGAUGUACCAAGCGUCUCUCAUUGGAUAAAUGUACGUUAUAAAUUAUUAACAAAAUAUCAUAGUGAAUUACAGUGCUUGCAAAAUA
Molecule: messenger RNA, 755 nt
Organism: Colias croceus (clouded yellow)
Lineage: Eukaryota; Metazoa; Arthropoda; Insecta; Lepidoptera; Pieridae
Exons: 5
Coding region: 135-698 (187 amino acids)
Source: RefSeq, a predicted model, not a curated record